Molecule: messenger RNA, 861 nt
Organism: Schistocerca nitens (vagrant locust)
Lineage: Eukaryota; Metazoa; Arthropoda; Insecta; Orthoptera; Acrididae
Exons: 3
Coding region: 1-861 (286 amino acids)
Source: RefSeq, a predicted model, not a curated record
AUGACCGCUCAAGAAGCAACGGCACUUGCGAAUCAAAUAAAAAAUUACACUUUUCUCAUUUCUCUGGUAAUCUGGUACGACGUUCUGCUUCACAUCAGUGUAGUCAAUAAGACCCUCCAGACCAUUGACGUAAAUGUUUCUGAGGCCGUCGAAAUGCUUGAAAAAACGAAAGCAUAUUUUGAGACCUGCAGAACAGAAGAAAAGUUUGUGUCUUUCUUGACGGAUUCCAAAGAACUGGCUACAGAAUUAAAGCUAGAAGAUCUAACGUUACCACGGGUAAGAGUUUCCCAGCGACGAAACAUAGUAACUACACCUUUGGAUGAGAGAUUCAAUCAACUGAAAUCUCAUUGUGAUUAUUUUGAUUUUCUCUACGACAUCGGCAAGCUGAAGAAUGCACCUCCUGACAGCCUGGUCACAAAGUGUAGAAACUUCGCAGCGAUUUUGCAAGAUCGUGAGUCAAGCGACAUUGAUGCACUGGAGUUGAGGGAAGAACUAAAAGUGCUUUCAACAUUGUUGAAACCUGGAAUAGGUUCAAAAGAGACUCUGAUGGUUAUAGGAAGACAUAAUUUUUGCCCUAAUGUUAACAUUGCUCUGAGAAUUCUCCUAACACUCCCAGCGACAGUUGCGAGCUUGUUAAAAUUAGCUAGAUUUCUUCGAUCAGGUUUGACUCCAUUUUUGAGCUGGUGUCCAGGAACUGCUUUGAACAAAUCUGUAGAGAAUGUCACCAAUCAGUCGCAAUUUUUGUUUUUAUUUUCCAGAUCUACAAAGAUUUCGGGCACAGUGUGCCUAAUUCUCAAUGUUUUGAGUUAUGUUUACAUCUAUACCAUCAUGCUGAACGUAAUUGUCAAGAUGAUGGUUUAG